Molecule: messenger RNA, 2583 nt
Organism: Arthroderma uncinatum
Lineage: Eukaryota; Fungi; Ascomycota; Eurotiomycetes; Onygenales; Arthrodermataceae
Product: putative PH domain-containing protein
Exons: 2
Coding region: 1-2583 (860 amino acids)
Biological process (GO): phospholipid transport
Cellular component (GO): ERMES complex; endoplasmic reticulum
Molecular function (GO): lipid binding
Source: RefSeq, a predicted model, not a curated record
AUGGGGCCUUUCAGCGCAUUCCUCCUGGUCUACGUUCUUGGUGGGCUUACCUUCAUACCGCUGGUGCUCAGCCUGCUCGUCCUCCACGCAUAUCUCACCCUCCCCGGCCCAUUAGAUAGGGACAAAGCUGAAGCCGUUGAUGUCGGCGGUCUUGAACGGAAAGGAGAUGACGAACACUCUCUCAACUCCCGUACGGCGGAGCUGGCAGAGAAGUUCCAGAGACCACGGGAGGCAGACGUAGCUGCUGGUUACUUUGCUGUAUGCAGAGAGUAUGUGCCUGGAGGCGUGAAUGGGAAGCCGCCAGAGCGAACGACUCCCGCUGGAGAGGUUAUCGCUACAGAGAGUCCCAGUGUCUACCAGAGCGUCUACCGAAGUAUAUUCGACCGGAAACAGGUUCCGACCUUGGACGCAAAUAAAGGCAAUGGAAGGAAUGUUCGAAAGGCUAGGAAUGUCUUUUACGUUAUUUUACGCCAUGGGCAUCUUAUGCUAUACGACGACGCCGAGCAGAUCGAGGUUCGAUACGUUAUAUCCUUAGCACAUCAUAAUGUUAGCAUAUACGGAGGAGGUGAUUUGAUACCGGAGGGGGAACUCUGGAUCAAGAGGAACGCGAUAUGUCUGUCGAGGAAACCAGAGGGCGAAAACAUACCGGGUCCCCGGCCACCUACGCUACCGUUCUACCUCUUUUCUGAGAACCUGUCGGAGAAGGAAGACUUUUAUUUUGCCAUCUUGAACAACCUGGAUAGGAUUCCUGGCUCAAUUGAUUCCCCUCCCACGCCUCGACAGUUUGCCACGGAAGAUAUGGUCACCCUCGUGCAGCGUCUGCAUUCAUCGGAGGAGCAUCUACAGACCCGCUGGUUCAAUGCGUUACUUGGCCGGCUUUUCUUAGCUCUAUACAAAACUCCCGAGCUAGAACAGUUCAUUCGAGGCAAAAUAACCAAGAAGAUAUCUAGAGUUAAUAAGCCAAACUUCAUCACGAAACUUGAGCUUCAGGCCAUCCACUCUGGUGAAGGGGCUCCUCUCAUCACAAAUCCACGUUUGAAGGACCUGACCGUGAACGGCGACUGUUGCAUCGAGGCCGAUGUUAACUAUAGCGGGAACUUCCGUGUGGAAAUUGCAGCCACUGCCCGCAUCGAACUUGGAACUAGAUUUAAACCACGAGAAGUCGAUCUUAUUCUCGCAGUGGUGCUGAAAAAGCUCAAGGGCCAUAUCCUACUGCGCUUCAAGCCGCCUCCAAGCAAUAGAUUAUGGAUCUCCUUUGAAACGAUGCCUACUAUGGAGAUGACAAUAGAACCCAUUGUUAGUUCAAGGCAAAUCACAUACGGUAUCAUAUUGAGGGCAAUUGAAAGUAGGAUCAGAGAGGUCGUUGCGGAAACCCUAGUGCAGCCAUUCUGGGAUGAUAUUCCCUUCCUGGAUACGGAAGAGCAGCAUUUCCGUGGAGGAAUAUGGGAAGAGGCCCAGAAGGCUCAAGAACCCGAAGUUACAGACAAAAAACCAGAGAAAGAGGAAACACCUGAUGCCACGCCAGGUGCUACGCCUGGUACUGGAACACCCGAAUCAUCCAAGGAACAUACUACUGAAGAACACGAUGCUUCAAAUGUGGUUCCCGAUACUCCAUCCCAGUCCCAGGAGACUCUGUACCAGGCCUUUACAAACUCCAUAAAUGAGCAAGAAACGUCGGAAGCCCAGGAAACAGACUUUCGCCCUUCUUCACUUCCCGAUAUACCAGGGAAGGCCGCGCAUAGCGCCCCAAAACAUCGAUCAACCCGUUCGUUGUCAUUCUCACCUGCAACCUCAGGCUCUUCAUUGUUCUCGCCAACAAUAUCUACUACCCAGUGGAAUGAUCCCACGGAGGCAUCCACACCUACUUCAGAGUCUGGUGAUACCGCAACUCCUCUAUCUAGAUCCCAUUCCGAUCAUGGCACCAACCCUGCAUCUGUAAACGAUAACAGAAUUAAUAGAAGCAACUCUCUGGCUGCUGAGGGCAUCAAAUCUUCGAAAAGCACUUCUGCGUCUCCUAACCUGGCCCCUGGUACAUUCGAGCCACGUCAAGCGAUGCUGACUAUUGGAACUGCGGCUGCGGCUGCUAAGAAGUGGGGGAUGAGCGUUCUCACCCGCCACGACCAGAGUCCAAGGCCCGGCGAAGUUCCUGACCAUCCAGUAGGUCGUGGUCGGCCUCUUCCACCUCCGGGUACGCCCCUACCUUCCCCCGGGCGGUUUAAUUUUGGCUCCAUAGCGAUGCCGAAGCGCAAACCAGUGGCUCCAUCUUUGAUAGCAUCGGAACCCUCACCGUCUGUGUCCAAGCAACAACUUUCAAAAAGACAAGACACAGUGGCAGAUAACGAUACCGGGGACCAGGAACUGCUCGUUAUAAAGGCGCCGGUGGGCUCAGAGCCUAGCAGCCCCGUGAAGGACCGUCCCGACCAUGGAGACAUGGCUGACGAGAGUGAUGAUGUGCCAGAUGCAUGGUCAAAUGAGGUCCUUAUGGAUUUCCAAGACUCCUCGUUCUCCAACGCCGAAACUAUAUCAUCGCCUUCUGAGCUCCCUCAGCCAACAGACCGGCCUGACGAAAUAAAAUUCGACUAG